Messenger RNA from Pyricularia oryzae 70-15, 2601 nucleotides. Its product is annotated as phenol 2-monooxygenase. Gene Ontology annotation, molecular function: FAD binding. The coding region runs from base 407 to 2344 and encodes 645 amino acids. The transcript is spliced from 4 exons. Lineage: Eukaryota; Fungi; Ascomycota; Sordariomycetes; Magnaporthales; Pyriculariaceae. The record is from RefSeq and is a predicted model, not a curated record.
UUCCAGUUCUCCAUCUGUGGUUCGAUCUGGCCGUCAUUUAUUAUCGGGCGCACCGGCCGCUCUUUUUCAACUACUUGAAACAUAAUUACCAUCCAUCCUCAACUGCUCAUCUUUCCCAUUAUUGAAUCCCGGUUUCCCUUUUACUAUCCCAUACCUACAGUCUGACAUUGUGUAAAACAACGUUCAACAGAAAGACCUAUCAUACAUAGGUUUAGCAGUCUUUGGCUCUAGCUAGUCCUUUUUCGUCGACCAUUUGCUGCACGGCGUCUGCGGCCUAAGACGGAAAUCUGCAUAGAACCAUAUCGACGAGAGCCAAUACAAUUACGCCCACACCAGCCCUACUGUAUAUCUAGGUACCGUGGACAAGGCCCCGGUGCUUUUGCGAAUUUUCUUUUCGUCUAGAACGAUGGUUUCCACAGAUUCCCGCAGCGACUCCCCGACAAACUAUGACAUAGUCAUUGUUGGUGCCGGCCCGGUUGGGCUGAUGCUCUCAACAUGCCUUGCUCGCUGGGGCUACAAGAUCAAGCAUAUCGACAACCGCAGUGAGCCGACCGUCACAGGCCGUGCAGAUGGUAUCCAGCCACGCUCCCUGGACUUGCUCCGAAACAUGGGGCUCAAGUCUGGCAUCAUGAAGCACAAGCCCGCCCGCGUCUUCGAGGUGGCGUUUUGGGACCCUUCAACUGCAGACGCAUCCAAGGGCAUCACCAGGACCGGCACAUGGGCAAGCUGCCCCAGUUUCAUUGAUGCCAGGUACCCAUUCACCACUCUUUUGCACCAGGGCUUCAUCGAGCGAGUUUUCCUUUCAGACCUCGAGGAGAAUGGAGUGCACGUACAAAGGCCGUGGACCAUUACUGGCUUCACCUCAGACGAGAAGAAAAACCCAAAUUACCCUGUCGAGGUGCAGCUGAAGCACCUUGACGGGACCGCCAGCGAGACGAUCCGGGCCAAAUAUCUGUUUGGUGGCGAGGGAGCUCGUUCAUUUAUCCGAGAACAACUUGGCAUCGGCAUCAAGCACAAGGACCCAAUCUCACACGUCUGGGGUGUCAUGGACGGCGUAGUCCAGACAGACUUUCCCGACAUCAAGAUGAAAUGCACAAUACACUCGCGCCACGGUUCAAUCAUGGUGAUCCCGCGUGAGAACAAUUUGGUGCGGUUAUAUAUCCAGAUAGCCUCUUCGACUGAUCCGGACUUCAACCCGCGUAAGACUGCCACCGAGCAGGAAGUGCAGGCCUCAGCCAAGAAAAUCCUCCAGCCGUACUCGAUAGAAUGGGAGCGAGUGGAAUGGUACUCUGUCUACCCCAUCGGCCAGGGUAUAGCUGACCGCUACACCCUUGAUCACCGCGUAUUCUUGGGAGGAGACUCGUGUCACACUCACAGUCCCAAGGCCGGUCAGGGCAUGAACACUGCCUUCCUGGAUGGCCAAAAUCUCGCAUGGAAGAUCCACGCGGUUGAAAGCGGAUUUGCCAAGAGGAGUUUGCUUGAGACCUAUGAGUCGGAGAGGAAAGCCGUUGCCGAGACUCUGCUUGAUUUUGACAACAAGUAUGCUAAGCUCUUUUCAACCCGCCCGCCUGAUGCCAGCGAAGUCAAGGCAGCCUCGGAGGACCAUGGAAACCAGGGAGGUCACGACAACGACUUUGUACGAACGUUCAAAGAGUCUUGCGAGUUUACCAGCGGCUACGGCGUGGCCUACCAGCCAAACCAGCUGAACUGGUCUCCCAGUCACCCCGCUCAGUCCAGCACCAUCAACCCCGAGGGCAAUAAGCUGCGGCCUGGACGCCUCUUUAUCAACGCAGACGUGACGAGAGUCGCCGAUGCCAACGUGGUUCAUCUGGAGCAGGAGGUUCCACUCAACGGCUCAUUCCGCAUCUUUGUCUUCGCCGGCAAGCCUUCGGUGACCAAGCAAGCCCUCAGCGACUUUGCGCGCAACCUCCGUCUGAAGGGAUCAUUUUUCAGCUCAUACCUCCGCUCCGACAUCGACAAGGUGUCGUACCACGAGAGGCAUAACCCACACAGCAAGUUCUUUACCUUUUGCACCACGUUUGCCGCUCCGAGGAGCUCCAUCGAGAUCUCGCGCGACGUGCCCGACAUCCUGGCGCGCUACAGCGACCACAUUUACGCCGACGACAGGAUCCACCGCGAAGGCAGGGGAGCAGGUCCUGCCAUGUCUGCGCACAAGAAGAUGGGCCUGGACGAGGAGCGUGGAGGCGUGGUUGUGGUGCGGCCUGAUGGCUACGUGGGAGUGGCGACCAAGCUCGUCGAGGGCAGCGGCACCGUUGAUGCCCUCAAUCAGUACUUUGCUGCAUUCUGCACACAAAGAACUGGCGCUGCUACGGCACAGCUGUAACCCUUUCUUUUUUCUUCUAGUUUUCUCAUGAUGUGUGUUUUGAAAGGUAGGAGUAAAGUACAGACAUGUUUUUUUCUUUCUUCUUUUUUUUUCUUUCUUCUUUUUUUUUCUUUCUACGUGCAUAGGGGUCGGGUUGGUGGGAUACUGCAUCAUCCUAAUGAGCAUAUCGCAAGCAGGCAUUAUUGUUUCGUAAAUAGAAGCGGUCACGAUACCAAUUUUCAUGAAAGGAGUACUAGGUGUUCAUGUGAAAUUAUUGA